Molecule: messenger RNA, 2030 nt
Organism: Actinia tenebrosa (Australian red waratah sea anemone)
Lineage: Eukaryota; Metazoa; Cnidaria; Anthozoa; Actiniaria; Actiniidae
Product: serine/arginine-rich splicing factor 1B
Cellular component (GO): cytoplasm; nucleus
Molecular function (GO): mRNA binding
Source: RefSeq, a predicted model, not a curated record
UUUUACUUUAAAAAGGGACGCCAUAUUUGUUUGAGAARCUUGUCUAUUCAUAGCGUCGAAAUUACAUUUUUUAUCUCUUAGGAAUCUUGAUUUUUCACUGUUUAACAAAAUGAAUCGAAGUAAUAACAACGACUGCAGAGUUUAUGUUGGAAAUUUGCCUCAAGAUAUUCGCGAAAAAGACUUAGAAAAUAUCUUUUAUAAGUACGGUCACAUCGCUGAGAUCGACCUCAAGAACCGUCGUGGUGGACCACCUUUUGCAUUUGUUGAGUUUGAGGAUCCAAGAGAUGCAGAUGAUGCUGUAAGGGGUAAAGAUGGUUAUGAGUUUGAAGGAUUCCGAAUCAGGGUGGAGUUUCCUAGAGGUGGUAGAGGGGGAGGAAGURGUGGUGGUGGCGGCGGUGGGGGCAGGAGUGGAUUUUCUAGUCGAGGAAGGGGACCCCCACCACGCAGGUCAGACUUUCGGGUCCAUGUUUCUGGGCUUCCACCAACUGGAAGUUGGCAAGAUCUGAAAGACCACAUGAGGGAAGCUGGUGAUGUACUCUUCACAGAUGUAUUUAAGGAUGGAACAGGUGUGGUGGAGUAUGCUCGUUAUGAUGACAUGAAGUAUGCCUUAAAAAACUUGGAUGAUUCAAAAUUCAGGUCACAUGAGGGUGAGGUUUCAUAUGUUCGGGUAAAGAGCGACAACAUGUCCCGCAGCAAAUCAAGGAGUCGCUCACCAAGACGAUCACGCAGCAAAUCCAGAUCACCUUCAAGAUCUAAAUCAAAAAGUCCCACAAGAAGAAGAAUGAGAUCAUAUUCAARAUCUCCCAGAAGAUAACCAAAGGAUUGCUAAUCUAUUUGGUAAGGCAUGCUCAAGUGUCUUAGGACAAAGUUAAGACAAACAGGAGCUUGACUUGCUCCAUGAUCAGAAACGGAAAAGGAUCACCUUAACAAGGGAUUCAUAGGAGGGAGACAUUUGGAUCACAAACCCUGGAAUAUGGUAUGCAUAGGUCAUCUUACCUAUGUAGCCUUGAUUAAUAACUAGAAGUACUUAGGUCUAUGACUCUCAAUCAAUUUCUGUAACAAAUUUUGUAUCAUUGAUAGCCUCAUUUAGGCUAGUUUUAAUUCAUUAUGAUCUAUAGAUAUUUGCAAAACAAUAGAAUGAGAAGAUUAAGGUACUGAUAUAUUGGGCAAUUCAUUAUCCUUGCUAAGUUGKAGUACAUGAGAAAUGCAUAAAUAGUGAAGGGAAAUCACAUAACUCUAAAGUCCUUAUAAAAUUAUCCUAACAGCCUUUUUUGCUUUUUAAUGCAGCCUUAUUUUUCGUUAAGUUAUUACAUUCAAAUAAAUAAGUACUGGAGCACUAUAUAUUGCCCCUUAAGGAAGUUCUUUUCUACUGCACUUGGUUUUGAUAUUAUAAAGUUUUCUGUAUCUAUUCCAUUGUGGUUUAGAUUGUAAUUACUAAUAUAUAAGUCUUGCUCACCCUUGAUUGUUCCCCGUUUUGACGACUUCACUUAUCUUGUGCAGAUAAAGGAUUGCAUAAAUCAUUGGAAGGGAACAGGAUCAAUCAAUCAAUACUGUGAUGAUGGAUAUCCUAGGAUUUCUUUUUUUGGAUUUUAGCAAGUUGGAAAGGAUCGGUUUCAUUGGCGCUUGGCCAUGGUGAAUCCUUCUUGCCUACUUGAGUGGGAUAUAUCAGGAUUGAAGCAAACAAUCAGGAGGGAUUUCAUUAAAGGUGGUAUGAUUGAAAUUGGUUUCAAAGUCUGGAUUUUCUUUUUCUUAAAAUGAUGCCAUUAAAAAUGGAACAUACCACAUUUUAUUAACAAGAUACUUAUUAUAUAACUGCAAUGGUCUUUAUUACAGAAAUUUCAUAGCUCUUCAUUGAUUGUGCUGAGCUGUUUAUCAAAAGUGUUAGGAUCAUAGUUGUGUGAUAAAUUACUAGGAACCUUCUAGUAGUUUGUGUGAUAUUGAACUUUGCAGUUAGUGUGUGAUUGUAUGUUUUAUGCUAAUAACUUUUUUUGCAGCUUUAUAUAUAUYCAAUAAAAGAAUUCAAACUAUUA